UUUUUACUUUGGCAGCCACUCACUUAUUCAGCCAUUCAUCUGCGCGCCUGUGUGUCUGCCAUGGCGAUGCCCACUGCUCUCAAGGCCUUAACUUUCUUAUUUGUGCUUGCAGUUCUUGAACCAGAUCAGGCAGAAGGGCGGCAUCAUCUACCUGAUUGUCCUUCUUUCUCGUGUGGCCCUCUUGGAAACGUAUCGUCUCCAUUUCGUCAGGCAAGUGAUCCACCUGGCUGUGGCUAUCAAUCUUAUGAGCUGGUUUGCAGUGAUACCAAGGCUAUGAUUCACAUCGGCGAUGCGACAUACUAUGUGUCUGACAUCAACUACAGUGGUUCUUCCUUCUGGGUCAUCGAUGCCAACAUGGAUUUACACAACAGCUGCCCUCUACCUCAGUGGAAUCCUCCAUACCCACCCGACAACAUGGAAAUCGAAUUGAGCCCCCUUGUAUAUAGUUGGGCUUACUUUGUAAAAUGCUCUCAGGAAGUAAAGGGCACUGGUACGUACAUGCCUGUUGCUUGCCUAAGCACCAAUGAUUCUUUUGUUUACGUGUUAACUGGCUACGGGUCUACAUAUAUGAAGUAUCUUGAACCUUCUUGUGGGUACUUGGCCCGGACUCCUCGGCCGUGGGAUGGUCCGAUGCUAGAAAAUGCAAGUUAUGCAGAUGUUGUGAAAUCCACGAGGAUUGGAUUUGCUGUUCAGUUUCCUUAUCCUAGGGAGAGCAUCAAGAAAUGCCUAAUAGACAGUUUUUGGCCCUUCUAUAAGCCACCAGUCUCGAGUAAAGAAGGCAUCAAGUUACGUAUGGUCUUUAGUCUUGUGAAUGAUGUUGCUAAGUGUAGUCAUACUAACCGUCUUCUGGAUUUUGAAGUGGCUGUGUUGUGCAGGUUCGUGUUGGCACCACUGGUUGUGUUGAUUUUUCUAGCCUACAAGUACUGGAAAACAAGAAUAACAAUUGAUGCAGUCGAGAAGUUCCUCCGAAUGCAGCAAAUGCUUGGUCCGACGAGGUACGCCUACACCGACAUCACUGCAAUCACAAGCCAUUUCAGAGAUAAGCUGGGUCAGGGAGGCUAUGGCUCCGUGUUCAAGGGUGUGCUAUCACCAGGCAAUGUCCAUGUCGCGGUCAAAAUGUUAAAGAGUAACUCCAACUGCAAUGGAGAAGAUUUCAUCAAUGAAGUCUCAACCAUUGGCAGGAUCCACCAUGUCAAUGUGAUACGUCUCAUGGGGUUCUGCCCGGAAGAAAUGAGACAGGCGCUAGUCUACGAGUACAUGCCUCGAGGUUCUCUGGACAAAUACAUCUUCUCAGCCAAGAAGGGUUUCUCCUGGGACAAGCUCAUCGAGAUUGCUUUGGGCAUCGCCAGGGGGAUUGACUACCUGCAUCAGGGGUGUGAGAUGCAGAUUCUACAUUUUGACAUCAAGCCACACAACAUCCUUCUUGACAGCAAUUUUGUCCCAAAAGUUGCUGAUUUUGGUCUCGCCAAACUGUACCCAAGGGACAAGAGUUUUGUGCCAUCGAGAGCCCUACGGGGAACUGUUGGGUACAUAGCUCCUGAGAUGAUCUCUCGGAGCUUUGGUGUCAUAUCGAGAAAGUCUGAUGUUUACAGCUUUGGGAUGCUGCUGCUGGAGAUGGCUGGAGGAAGAAGGAACGCGGACCCAAAUGCAGCGAACUCGAGCCAAGCAUACUACCCAUCGUGGGUGUAUGACAAGCUAACUCAACAAGACAAUAUUGGUGAGGUAUCUGCUCAUGUUGAUACUGAGAUGCACGAACUGGAGAGGAAGCUGUGUAUUAUUGGACUUUGGUGCAUUCAGAUGAAGUCUCAUGAUAGGCCAACGAUGAGUGAGGUUAUAGAUAUGCUCGAAGGUAGCGUCGAUGCAUUGCAGAUGCCUUCCAGGCCAUUCUUCUGUGAUGAAGGGCAUGCCAAUACCGAGAAUACUUACCACUUGUUGUCCGAGCUGACGGAAAUCUCCGAGGAGGAUAUGAGUGAAAAUAUUGGUGUGUGACAAAAUGUACGAUGAAGUGAUGCACUUACCUCACGUGGAAACAAAAUUAUGGCUGUAAUUAUAUCAAGUACAGUAUGAAAUAAUCUCCUGUGUUUCAACAAGUAUUUUCAGGCCAUCUUGUAUAUGAUGUUUUGCUUCAGCGGUUGCUAAUCAGAUGUGUGUUUCCUGCUAUGCUUAAACUUAUAUCUGAACUAUUUCUGUGCUUUGAUGAAACCUGAGCCAUCA
Molecule: messenger RNA, 2214 nt
Organism: Triticum dicoccoides
Lineage: Eukaryota; Viridiplantae; Streptophyta; Magnoliopsida; Poales; Poaceae
Product: rust resistance kinase Lr10-like
Exons: 3
Coding region: 61-1989 (642 amino acids)
Biological process (GO): protein phosphorylation
Molecular function (GO): ATP binding; protein kinase activity; polysaccharide binding
Source: RefSeq, a predicted model, not a curated record